Molecule: messenger RNA, 3236 nt
Organism: Choloepus didactylus (southern two-toed sloth)
Lineage: Eukaryota; Metazoa; Chordata; Mammalia; Pilosa; Megalonychidae
Gene: CTTN
Product: cortactin
Exons: 18
Coding region: 222-1874 (550 amino acids)
Biological process (GO): regulation of actin filament polymerization
Cellular component (GO): focal adhesion; cortical actin cytoskeleton; site of polarized growth
Molecular function (GO): actin filament binding
Source: RefSeq, a predicted model, not a curated record
GGGGCUUCGACGCCGGAAACGGCCCCGCCCCCCGCCCGCGGAACCGGAAGGGGAGCGCGGCCUGGGAGCGUUGCGGGGACCGCAGGAGCUAGGGCCGAGCCGGCCGGGGCCGACCGCAGCGGCGGCAGAAUCAGUCUCAAAUGCCUGGAAAUUCCUCCUUGGAUCACUGUGUUUCAGACACAGUUUUGUGAUCAGCUGUUCAUCUUUAACAGGAAAGAAAGAUGUGGAAAGCUUCGGCGGGCCAUGCCGUGUCCAUCUCCCAGGAUGACGGGGGAGCAGAUGACUGGGAAACAGACCCUGAUUUUGUGAAUGAUGUAAGUGAAAAAGAACAAAGAUGGGGAGCCAAGACGGUGAAAGGAUCUGGGCACCAGGAGCACAUCAACAUACACAAGCUGAGAGAGAAUGUUUUUCAAGAACACCAGACUCUCAAGGAGAAGGAGCUUGAAACAGGACCCAAAGCAUCCCAUGGCUACGGAGGGAAGUUUGGCUUGGAACAGGAUAGGAUGGAUAAAUCGGCUGUUGGCCAUGAGUAUCAGUCGAAGCUUUCCAAGCAUUGCUCACAGGUUGACUCAGUCCGGGGCUUUGGAGGCAAGUUUGGAGUUCAAAUGGACAGAGUUGAUCAGUCUGCCGUGGGCUUCGAGUACCAGGGUAAAACUGAGAAACACGCCUCGCAGAAAGACUAUUCGAGUGGUUUCGGUGGCAAGUUCGGCGUGCAGGCCGACCGUGUGGACAAGAGCGCCGUGGGCUUCGACUACCAGGGCAAGACGGAGAAGCAUGAGUCUCAGAGAGAUUACUCCAAAGGUUUUGGUGGCAAAUACGGGAUUGACAAGGACAAAGUGGACAAAAGUGCCGUCGGCUUUGAGUAUCAAGGCAAAACGGAGAAGCAUGAGUCGCAGAAAGACUACGUGAAAGGGUUUGGAGGCAAGUUCGGUGUGCAGACAGACAGACAGGACAAGUGUGCCCUUGGCUGGGACCACCAGGAGAAACUGCAGCUGCAUGACUCCCAAAAAGAUUAUAAGACUGGUUUCGGAGGCAGAUUUGGUGUUCAGUCCGAGAGGCAGGACUCCUCUGCUGUGGGGUUUGAUUACAAGGAACAGCCAGCCAAGCACGAGUCCCAGCAAGAUUACUCCAAAGGAUUUGGCGGGAAGUAUGGGGUCCAGAAGGAUCGGAUGGAUAAGAAUGCAUCCACCUUUGAAGAGGUCUCAAAGGGGUCCUCUGCCUACCAGAAGACUGUCCCUGUCGAAGCUGUGAACAGCAAAACCAGUAACAUCCGAGCCAACUUUGAAAACCUCGCUAAGGAGAAGGAACAGGAAGACAGACGGAAGGCUGAGGUGGAGAGAGCACAGCGGAUGGCCAAGGAGAAACAGGAGCAGGAAGAGGCCAGAAGAAAACUAGAAGAGCAAGCCAGAGCCAAAAAGCAGAGCCCGCCUGCAUCCCCACCUCCCCAGCUGGCUGAAGAGAAGCGGCCAUCAAGCCCCGUCUAUGAGGACGCAGCUUCCUUCACGGCAGAGCCGAGCUACGAAGGCCCCAGCAGCUCUGGGAGCGCCCCGGAGCCCACCUGCAGCGCGGAGGCCACGGGCUACCGAGAGGCUGGCGGGCAGGGCCUGGCCUACGCCCCAGAGGCCGUCUACGAAACCACAGACACCCCGGCCCACUACCCGGAAGAGGAAAACACCUACGACGAGUAUGAGAAUGACCUUGGAAUCACAGCCCUGGCCCUCUAUGACUAUCAGGCCGCGGGCGAUGAUGAGAUCUCGUUCGACCCCGACGACAUCAUCACCAACAUUGAGAUGAUCGAUGACGGCUGGUGGCGUGGCGUGUGCAGGGGCCGCUACGGGCUCUUCCCCGCCAACUACGUGGAGCUGCGCCAGUAGGCCGUCACCGCUGCCUUACACCCAGCCUGCCCCCAGUCCCAACACUACAGAUCAUGCCUUUUUUUUUUUUUUUUUUGAGGGUGGGAGGGGACUAUACAUACUGCCUUUAUAUUCAAUACUUUCGCUGAUGCUUUUGAAAAUGUUUACGCCACAGAAUUUGCUAAUAUAUUGUAAUCAUGUUCCUUAGAAGGACUUUGGUAAUUGUUUUUAUGCAUUUAAGGUAUUUUUUUUUUUGCCAAAUUGACUGUCUUGUUAAGCCAUUUCAGGGAUCUUUAGUUCUGUUGAGUCAAGAGUGCCUGUUGGCGUUGUACGCGGGCCACAGGCAGUCGGGGUCUCCGGGGACAGACGUGAGUGAACUUCCGUCACGUGUCCCUGCUGAGAAGGGCUGAGCGGGGCUUGGCGAGGGCAUCUCUGUGUCGCAGUGUUGGAAAGCCUAAGAGGGAGAGGGUCCGCUAGCAGGUUAGACUCGAGGGAAAUAGCUGGGAAGUACAGUGGCCUUAGGGUCUGGAGGAAGCCUUUCCACAGCGUGACACCCCACCAUGUGUGAUGAGUUUGGGGUCACCGCCUCCUCCCCUCGGCCAGCGCCUCAGUGUUUCCCUGGUGCCUCCCUUCUCGGCAGGUCCUCACUGCACACCCGCCACGCCCCAGUGGCCCCGAGGGUGCUGAGCCUCCCAUGCCCCCCAGAGAGAGGAGUGUCCCUUGCGUUCCUUAAAUCCCACCUUCCCCCACUUUACUCCAGCUCUGAACUGCAGUUAAGGGCACUGGGGUUUCACUGACGAGGGUGAAGGUAGUGUUGGGGUCAUCUGGCCUGCCCAGGCCUGAUGUCUCAGCCAUCGUGUCUGUGCGUCCAUCAUGUUGGGACAGUGGCUGCUGAGCUGCAGGGAGGUGCUUGCCUUUUCUCCUGUAAACUGCCGGAAACAUUCUUCCUGUCAAGGGAGUCAUGCCGUUUUUGGCAAAAUAUCAAGUUAAGUUACAGUAAACACAGUCGAUUGACUUGGCUAAAAUUGUGAAACAAGGUAUGUUAGUGUUCCUAUCAAAGUCACUCGCCAUGGCAGCUCGUCCUGGCUGCGCCUGACGCCCCGGCCUCGCCGAGCCGCUCGCUGGCUGAUGGGGAGAAGUCUGGAGCUGGACCAGCAGCUGGGCACACAGUCUUCCCAGCAGUCAUGCAGCACCAUCUCGGCUGCCUGGGACAACCAGGGAUGUGACAGACCCCUUUCCUCUCCUGAAAUGCGUUUCUGCAUCUUUUGCUUUACCAGAGUUAGGUUGGUUUUUAUAUACAAUUUAUUGAAUCUAAAUUUCUGUAGCACAUCUCAUAGGUAUGAUUUUUUUAAUUAAACAUUCAAAAUAAACUCUUUUGAUCCA